Molecule: messenger RNA, 2261 nt
Organism: Bemisia tabaci
Lineage: Eukaryota; Metazoa; Arthropoda; Insecta; Hemiptera; Aleyrodidae
Source: RefSeq, a predicted model, not a curated record
ACAAAAUCAAGAAACUGAGCCAAAGACAAAACCAACAAGAACGCAAAAAAACGUAACUGUGUAGUCUCGUUAGUUGAAUAAUUUGAAAUAUCUACUUUUCUCCAAUGCCUCAAUAACAAUAGUUCCGAAACGUAGUGAUUUGUCUUGCUAAGUGUGCCGGAAACUUUUAAUAUUUGAGAUCCUUCAUAGUGUUGUCAUGUGAAAUCUAGUUCGCUCAUAUCUCAAGUCAUGGCUAAUGGCUUUUCGACAGUGAGCGAUACUCUUUGGACCACCAGAACGUCAUUUUUUUCGAGUUUAGGAAAAUUAAAUCAAGUUUUGUUAAAAAAGUAGUAUCGCUCCUUUUCAAUUUCUGGAAAUUUAAUCUCUUCAAAAUGAAUAUCCUACCGAAGAAAAGAUGGCACGUCCGCACCAAAGACAAUAUCGCAAGAGUCCGAAGAGAUGAAGCUCAAGCAGCAGAAGAGGAAAGGGAGAAGUUAAGACGGAUCCAACUUGCUGAAAAAGAGGCUAGAAUUGAAUUUUUGAAGAAGAAAGCCAGAGCACAGUAUCAUCAUGAAGAAACCAAACUUGAGGAAGAGAAGGAAGUGAAAGUCACUGAUGGAACAAGUGAGCCAGAACAUGUGAAUUUUUUCAAAGAUAUUGAAGAAGGGUUGGUAAAAUUCACAGGGAAAAAUGCUGAACAUGAUAAAGAAAUUAAGGAAGAAAAAGAAAAGUAUGAAAAACAGAUUGGUUAUCUGACAUAUCUUGGUCAAGAUACAAACGAAGCAACGGGAAAAGUAUCAUGGUACAAUAAAGCACCAGACUCUCAUGAACAGUUAUCGAUAGAAGAUGCCAAUAAUGAGUGUAGUUUAAAGGCUAAGUUAUUCUUAGAUCCAUUAAAAUCAAUCAAAAUUUAUACCUCUCUAAUGUCAAAAAGCCUGCCCAAAGCCAAUUCUGUAAUCCCUCCAAGCACAAGCAGUAAUUUUUCUAAUACUAUCAGAGCCCCAUCGCUUAUACCUAGUGCUAAAUCUAUAAGCUCAAACUGUGUGGCAGUGAAAAGAAAUGAGAGCUCUAGAAGAGAAACAGGUAAAGCCAAACUGAAGAAAAGGAAAAAAUCAAAGCGCCGAGAUAGUGAUCGUGUAGAUAACAAAAGUAGUAGUCAUAGAAGUAGAUCUCAAUCUGAAAAAAGGCCUCAGCGAAUGGACGAUUCGUCUAGUGAACAUAGUAGUGUAUCUUUGACACAUAGCUCUCGUAAAAAAAAGAAGAAGCAUAAACAGAAUUCUCAUAACAGACAUAAAAGUAAGAAAAUUUGCAGCGCAUCAGGAUCAAAACGUAGUAAAUCUGAUUCAAAUGGUCUAUCAAAACGCAGGAAAAGUAAAAAAGUCUACAAAAAUAAAAGAUCUCAGAAAUCUGAUUCAAGUUCAAAUUCCGAUUCUGACUCAUCUGCGUCUCAUAGUUCCUCUUCUUCCUCUGAUAGUUCUAGCACUUCCUGUUCACUAAGUGAUUCCUCGACAAGUAGGGAAGGUAAAAAAAUUAAAAUUCAUCCAUCAAGUCAAGCAAGCGUGGAUGAACUGCGUGCUCAAAGGCUUAAGAGGGAGGCUGAGGAAAAGAUGAAGGCUCAAAAAUUGUUGGCAAGAUUAAGAGGUGAGGUGUUGCCAGAAGAUAAACCAAGCCAACCAGUGCUUCAGCAAAAGUAUAACUCUCAAUUUAAUCCUCACUUAGCUAAGCAAAAUUAUGCAGAUGAAAUUAAACGUUCCCGUCCAAAACGGUAAUCAAGUAUUCUAUCUCUGACAUAAACCAGCUACAAACUACAUCUUCCUACCUAAAAAUUAAUUCCCUGCGAGAUUUGGAGCUUUCAAGUGUCACAGAUCCCAGAUAAACUCAGUUGUCCCUUAAGAAGUUUGGAAGAUCAGAUUUUUUUUUUUUUUUUUUUGCUUGAAAAAUUUAGCAUAGCCUCUUCAAUUUUCAAGCAUUUUUUCUUACAUGGUUUAUGCCCAAUUUUUAAGUCUGUUUAUAUUCUUAAUUUUUGGGUUGGAAUAGGGGAACUGAUUGUGCAUUUCAAUCAGGUAAACAAGUUGUUUUGUUUCAAUGUGCAUUGAAACCCAGCCGUUAAAAAGCACCCAGAAAAUUAGGUGUUGCUAAGAUUCUUUGUUAGUAUAUUUUUUAAUGUUUAAAAACUAUGUUAUUAAUUUUUAUGUUUCGGUAACACUUUAUAAUCCUGAGUUAUUUUUCUUCUACCAUGCUUAGUUUUUGGAGCCAAAUACAUACAUAACAUUGUAUAAGAA